UCUCCGCUGCAAACGAGACACCCGAUGCCUGGCGAACAUACCUGAACAGCGUGGAGAGCCUAUCUAUUUUAGAGACUGUGGCUCGACUGCUCGAGGCUGAAUACGUUUGUUGUUGAUUAUUUGCGUCCGAAAAGCCGGAAGUUGUUCAAGCAAAACGCACCCGGUGUAGCCGAGGCGGCUGUCACGGUUUAUUGUCGUGUGCAGGGACGGAGAAAAGACCCAGGAGUUAAAAUAUACCAAAAGGCACGUCGACAGUCUGCUGCUAUGAGCAGGGAGUUGAACGUGCCAAUGGGUUCCCCGACCCUAGGGCUCUCGGAGCGAGGCCCUGAUUGCGUGGGAAUGGACUACAGGGACUGGGUGCGACGGAGUUACCUGGAGCUGGUCAGCUCCAACCACCACUCGGUGCAGGCCCUGUCCUGGAGGAAGCUCUACCUGAGCCGGGCCAAGCUGAAGGCCUCCAGCCGGACCUCUGCACUGCUCUCUGGCUUCGCAAUGGUGGCCAUGGUAGAGGUGGAGUUGGAGAUGGACUACAGUUACCCCUCUGCGCUCCUCAUUGCCUUCAGCGUGUGCACCACCGUGCUGGUGGCGGUGCACCUCUUCGCCCUGCUGAUCAGCACCUGCAUCCUGCCCAACGUGGAGGCGGUCAGCAACAUCCACAACCUCAACUCCGUCAGCGAGUCGCCCCACGAGCGCAUGCACUACUUCAUCGAGCUGGCCUGGGGAUUCUCGACGGCCCUGGGCAUCCUGCUGUUCUUGGUGGAGGUGGUGCUCCUCUGCUGGAUCAAGUUCCUCCCCGUAGACUCCGGCGGCGCCCAAAAAGCAUCGCCCUGCUGCGUCAACGGCACGAAGCCCACGGCGCCCGCAAACGCGUAUCGCAACAGCGGCUGGCAGGCGGCCCUGGCCUCCACCAUCAUCAUGGUGCCGGUGGGGGUGAUUUUUGUCGUGUUCACCAUUCACUUCUACCGUUCUCUGGUGAGCCACAAGACGGAGCGGCACCACGAGGAGAUCGAGGAGCUGCACAAGAUCAAGGUGCAGCUGGACGGCCAUGAGCGAGGCCUCCAGGCUGUGUGACGGCAGGACUGCCGCUUUAAGGACUUCCUUCCGUGUCCCACAGGCAUCUCUUUCCUGACCGUUGUUUUCGGGGAUCGGUUCAGCAGACGGCCAAUACAUGCAAGACUGCUGGUUUAUUCUCGGGGUAAAGGGCGCUUUGUCAGUUGUUCGUUGGACCGUGUCUUUGUUUGAGAUCUGUUGGUCAUGUAGAAUGUAAAAGGUUUACAGAAAAAGGACUGUAAUGUUCGGAGUACCCUUUUAGUGUCUGUGUUUUUCAUCAGAGGGUUUGGUGACAGUCGCCAGUUAGAUUUUGGAUCUGGUUCCAAAUAUAAUACCUAGAUUCCCGCCGAGCCUAACAAAUGUCUUAUUUAAUCUGUUGUCUCCCAUCACACCUUGUGAGCAAAGAGCUGAUAGUUACAAAUGCCAUAAGUUACUUGCUGUAACGCCAGAUGUGAUUUGUUUGAUUUUUGCUCUGGUUUCUGUGCUCAGCCAGAUUGUUUGUUAGCUCCAGGAUCAAAAGCUCACAACAGAUGUGUUCCUUUGAUUUUCAGUUUCUUAUGAAUCUUAUUUCCUUGCAAAAAUGUUGCCUGUAAAAUGGAUUCAAUAAGGGAUUUUAUAAGAUAUUGAUUUGCGAAUCUCGUUUCAUAAUCCAUUUGAAUUUGAUGAAAUUCUAUUUGUGUUACAUCGAUAAUGUGGUCAGGUCUCACUGACUCAACCUGCUCUUCAGUCCGAGCUCACGUCUGACUGAGGCCAUCUGUAAAGUCUUAAAAUGCGGUCAAAUAUAGGUCAAAUGUCUCAACCUUUUGUCAUUACGCUUAUGAAGACCACGGCACCUGUGUAUUAAAAAAAGAAGUAAAGAAGAAGUAGCUCUAAAAAUAUGACUGUCUUACGGAAUUGCCAUUUUAUGGCUGUGCUGAAGGUUUACAUCUAUUUUUUUUUUUUUGCGUGUAAUGUAGUUGUGCGAGACGAUGUUUAAAGGUUGUGGAUGGAGAUGAGAACAGUACAUGUUGUCAUAAGCAUUACCUCGUCCCAUCCCAUUUCAAUUUGUUAACUGAAAGAAUCAAUGUUGGUUCCUGUUAGAAAACGAUCACAUUCCAAAUAAGAUGAAUGACCAAAGUGCAGCUUCGUUAGUUUGAGAAGCGACAGAUGUGCAUCUGUUUAGUUGUGUAGUGAGUGUCGGGUUCUUAUCAAAGGAUUUCCUGCCGUCUCAUGUUUGUGGUUUCUUGCUUCUUAAAUGGAAACUGCAGAGGGCGGGGGUUAGGGGAAGAGGAAAUUCCUCACCUGCAACAGAAAUCCAAAAUAAAAAUAUUAACGUUUU
Pseudoliparis swirei is the source of this 2368-nucleotide messenger RNA. RefSeq names its product ORAI calcium release-activated calcium modulator 2 (gene orai2). Gene Ontology annotation, molecular function: store-operated calcium channel activity. Gene Ontology annotation, biological process: store-operated calcium entry. NCBI's taxonomy places the organism in Eukaryota, Metazoa, Chordata, Actinopteri, Perciformes, Liparidae. The transcript is spliced from 3 exons. Bases 265 to 1071 code for a protein of 268 amino acids. Gene Ontology annotation, cellular component: membrane. The record is from RefSeq and is a predicted model, not a curated record.